CAUCCUGGUCUCAACUCAACUCGCCAUUAUUUGAACAGUAUAGUCUUCAUAAUAACACUAUUUGUCAGCCGAGCCAUGUCGAAGACCGCUGACCACCGAACGCACCUCGUUCUUGAGAACUACAUCGGAGGAAAGUUCGUCCCGUGCUCCCGACACAUCGACUCCUACGACCCUUCCACCGAGGUCUACUGCAAAGUGCCCGACAGCGGAACGGAUGAGGUGGAGGCUGCGGUGCAGGCCGCUAGAGAGGCAUUCCCUGAUUGGUCAGCCCGUAGCCCAGCUGAGAGAGGUCAGGUGAUGAAUAAACUGGCUGACCUGAUGGAAGCUCAGCUGGAAGAGUUGGCCCAGGCAGAGUCACGAGACCAAGGUAAAACCGUAAUGUUCGCCCGUACGGUGGAUGUCCCACGGGCGGUCUAUAACUCCAGGUUCUUUUCCUCUUCUGUUCUCCACCACACCACCGACUGUACUACCAUGGACCAUCUGGGCUGUGUCAACUACACUGUCCGUAGUCCUGUGGGAGUGGCUGGUCUGAUCAGUCCCUGGAACCUGCCUCUAUACCUGCUCACCUGGAAAAUCGCUCCGGCUGUUGCUACGGGCAGCACGGUGGUUGCUAAGCCCAGCGAGAUGACGGUAACCGCCUGGAUGAUGUGCAAACUACUGGAGGAGGCCGGGUUUCCUCCGGGUGUGGUCAACAUGGUGUUCGGCACCGGCCCGCGGGCGGGCGACGCUCUCGUGGGCCACCCUGACGUCCCAUUGGUCAGUUUCACGGGCUCCACGGCGACAGCCCAGCGGAUCACAGAGCGCUCGGCUCCGUUCUGUAAGAAGCUGAGCCUGGAGCUGGGUGGGAAGAACCCCGCCAUCGUCUUCUCAGACGCUGACCUAGACCAAGCUGUCACCACCACCGUACGAUCCUCCUUCUCCAAUCAGGGUGAGAUCUGUCUGUGCACCAGUAGGAUCUACGUAGAGAGGAGUAUUUACCCAGAGUUCCUGAAGAGGUUUGUGGCGGCCGCGCAAUGGAAGACUGGUGCGCCCUCCGACCCCGACAACAAUAACGGAGCUCUGGUCAGCAGGGAACACCUGGAGAAGGUGCGUAGCUUCGUGACCCUGGCUCGGUCGGAGGGCGCCACGGUGCUGUGUGGGGAGGGCGAGGACCCGCUGCUGCUCCCCCAACGUAACACCAGCGGCUACUUCAUGCGUCCCACCGUCAUCGCCGGCGUAGCCGAGUCGUCCCGUGUGAUGCAAGACGAGAUCUUCGGCCCCGUCGUCUGCGUCAACCCCUUCGACGGCGAAGACGAUGCUGUCGCUAAGGGCAACGGGGUACGUUAUGGCCUGGCGGCGACUGUGUGGACGCGUGACGUCGGGCGAGUGCACCGGGUGGCGAGGAGGUUAGAGGCGGGGCUUGUCUGGACCAACUGUUGGCUGGUCAGAGACCUGAACCUACCGUUCGGAGGCAUGAAGAACUCAGGGGUGGGGAGGGAAGGAGGGAGGGAUAGUUAUCACUUCUUCACGGAGGUGAAGACCAUCACUGUUAAACACUGAGAGGAUGGAGGGAAAACAUGUUUCUGUUGGUGUGUGGUCUUGUUGUUCUUUGUUAGGGUUUAGAGGUUAGGGUUUAGGGUUAGAGGUUAGGGUUAGGGUUAGAGGUUAGGGUUAGAGGUUAGGGUGAGGGGUUAGAUGUUAGGGUUUAGAGGUUAGCGAUUAGGGUUAGAGGUUAGGGUUACAGGUUGGGGUUAGAGGUUAGGGGUUAGGAUUAGGGUUUAGGAGUUAGGGUUAGGAGUUAGGAUUAGGGGUUAGAGGUUAGGGGUUAAGGGUUUAGAGGUUAGGGUUUAGAGGUUCGGGUUAGGGUUUAGAGGUUAGGGGUAGAGGUUAGGGUGAGGGGUUAGAUGUUAGGGUUUAUAGGUUAGGGUUUAUAGGUUAGGGUUAGAGGUUAGGGGUUAGGGUUUAGAGGUUAGGGUUUAGAGGUUAGGGUUGAGAGGUUAGGGUUUAGAGGUUAGGGUUAGAGGUUUAAGGUUAGGGUUAGGUUUAGAGGUUAGUGUUAGGGUUAGAGGUUAGUGUUAGGGUUAGAGGUUAGAGGUUUAAGGUUAGGGUUAGAGGUUAGAGGUUAGGGUUAGGGUUAGAGGAUUAGGGUUCGGGUUAGAGGUUAGAGGUCAGAGGGUUAGAGGUUAGAGGUUUAAGGUUAGGGUUAGGGUUAGAGGUUAGGGUUAGGGUUAGAGGUUAGAGGAUUAGGGUUCGGGUUAGAGGGUUAGAGGGUUAGGGUUAGGUGUCUCGCUCAAAUGACUGUUUUGUUUUAUGACAUGAAUUGUUUUAUGAUUAUUUUGCUCACACAUCCCCUUCGAGGCAAUAAAGCUUUCUCUCUGGAUGACUUUCCUCUUGCAAUCACA
This is a messenger RNA of Oncorhynchus keta (chum salmon), 2381 nucleotides long. It is a transcript of the gene aldh8a1, whose product is annotated as aldehyde dehydrogenase 8 family, member A1. NCBI's taxonomy places the organism in Eukaryota, Metazoa, Chordata, Actinopteri, Salmoniformes, Salmonidae. Gene Ontology annotation, molecular function: retinal dehydrogenase (NAD+) activity. The record is from RefSeq and is a predicted model, not a curated record. Gene Ontology annotation, biological process: retinoic acid metabolic process.